This is a messenger RNA of Lathyrus sativus (Indian pea), 1563 nucleotides long. The record is from the annotation of a GenBank genome assembly. NCBI's taxonomy places the organism in Eukaryota, Viridiplantae, Streptophyta, Magnoliopsida, Fabales, Fabaceae.
AUGGAUUAUACUGUUUUGUUCUUGGUGAUAUUGUUGCAAUUGUCAACAAUUUUUGGGUCUGGAGAUGUUUUACUGACAAAGGAUUGUGGCAAUGAUUCGGUUUCGGUAGCGAAUUCGAUUUCUAGUCAUGGGGAGGAAUUGUUUUACAUAAAUGGGAAUGUUGUGAGCAAAGUUGGUUUCUGUAAAGCUCUGAAAUUGUAUAUUGUAAACGGUUGUGAUGUGAAUGACUACUUUGAAAGCAAUCACUGUGUUCUUGAUUUGGAUUUGGAUGUCUCUUUUGUGAAUUUGCCAUCAAAGGGAGGAAGGAAACUUUUGCAGAAAGAUUUGAACAAUAACUCCACAUCACAAGGAGAUUCUAAGCAUGUGUCAAGCAACCAUGUUGGAAUUUUUGCAGGUGGAGCUUUGUUGGUAUGUUGUGCUAUUGUUUGUCCUUGUUUCUAUGGGAAGAGAAGGAAGACAACUGCUCAUGCUGUUCUAGAAAAGGACUCAAAUUCAAGACAUGCUAUGAAUUCAGAAGAGAGGAAGGUGGAUUUAGCUUCCUCCUUUGAACCAUCUGUUUCUGAUAAGAUCCCGUCUAGUCCACUUCGGGUGCCACAAAGUCCAUCAAGAUUCUCAAUGUCUCCGAAACUCAGUAGACUUCAAUCAUUACAUCUCAACCUGAGUCAGGUUUCUAAAGCCACCCGUAAUUUCUCAGAAACAUUACAAAUAGGAGAAGGAGGUUUUGGAACUGUCUACAAGGCUAAUUUAGAUGAUGGCCUGGUUGUGGCUGUAAAACGUGCAAAAAGGGAACAUUUUGAGAGUUUGAGAACAGAAUUCAGCAGUGAAGUCGAACUUCUGGCCAAAAUUGAUCAUCGAAACCUGGUGAAACUACUUGGUUAUAUUGACAAAGGAAACGAACGUAUCCUUAUUACAGAGUUUGUGCCAAAUGGCACUCUUCGAGAACAUUUGGAUGGUUUGUUUGGAAAAAUCCUGGAUUUUAAUCAGCGGCUUGAAAUUGCAAUUGAUGUUGCUCAUGGAUUGACGUAUUUGCAUCUGUAUGCCGAAAAACAAAUCAUCCAUCGAGAUGUGAAAUCAUCCAACAUUCUUCUGACUGAAAGGAUGCGAGCUAAAGUCGCUGAUUUUGGAUUUGCAAAGCUUGGUCCUGUAAGCAAUGACCAUACACACAUUUCUACAAAAGUGAAGGGAACAGUUGGUUAUUUGGACCCUGAGUAUAUGAAAACCUACCAUCUCACUCCCAAAAGUGAUGUUUACUCGUUCGGAAUUUUGCUUUUAGAAAUUCUGACUGGCCGCCGUCCUGUGGAAAUGAAAAAAACUCCUGAAGAGCGAGUUACAUUAAGAUGGGCCUUCAAGAAAUAUAAUGAAGGAAAUAUGGUGGAACUGCUUGACCCUUUAAUGCAAGAAGCUGUAAAAACAGACGUUGUCAUGAAGAUGAUAGAUUUGGCAUUUAGCUGUGCAGCACCAGUAAGAUCAGAUAGACCUGACAUGAAAGCUGUUUGUGAACAAUUAUGGGCAAUAAGAGCAGAUUACCUCAAGAGCAGUAGUGAAACUGCAAGGAGAGAAUGA